ACAAAUGGUCGUUCCGUUCCCUCAUUUUAGGGGCUCUUCCAUCUUUCAUCAUGCUUUGCAGAAAUGUUAUUGUACAAAGAGGUUUACUCGCUUUUCUAUUAAGACCACAAACAAAUAAAGUAGUUAGAAGAUUCAAUGCUAGAUUUAAGAGGCAUACGGGUAAACGUGAAUUUAAGCCAGAGGGAAAAUCGACAGAAAGUUUGCAGAAAAGCCAGAAUGUCGUGAGGACAUCAAGUUUCAGUAAUUUUGUUGAGUUAUGUGUGAUAUCCAGUGGUGGCCCAGGCACUCCAAAAUCAGUUAUCUUAGUCACAACAAAUGGGAGUUUUGUAUUUAAUUGUGGAGAAGGAACCCAGAGAAUAAAGAAUGUUUGCUUCAAAAAGUUUGCUAAAAUAGAAAACGUUUUCAUCACUCAUAAGUCUUGGGACAAUCUUGGAGGAUUAUAUGGAAUGUCUCUAGGUUUAGCAGUAGCAGGUGUUGGAAAGGUUACUGUACAUGGACCUGUUGGAAUUGAAUCAGUAGUGCAAAGAAAAGCCUAUAUGAUGCUUUACGAUGACGUCAGAACAAAAUUGGAUAUUGGAAGACAAUCAAAAGAGAUGACAGGUUUUUCCAAUCCUGAUUUAAGUAUUGACUACGUUCCAUUGUUACCAGAGAAGAAAGAAGAUCUGUAUAAUCCCCCAAAAGACCAAGAAUCUUCUAGUCCAUUAUCACAACAGCUUCUAUCAUUUUAUACACCAUUAUCAGACCCAGAUUGUACUUAUGCCUAUAUUAUCAAGCCCAAUCCUAAAAAUCAAGUGGUAAAUUAUCAGAAGUGUAUAGACUUAGGUAUAAAUGAUGUUUCCAUGGUAAAACAGUUACGUGAUGGAGAUGAUGUUACUCUAUCUGAUGGAAGAAUAAUUUAUCCUGAUGAUGUGCUAACAGAAAAAGAUAUUGCAAGACCUAUUAUUGUUGUUGAAUGUCCAAAUGAAGACUAUUUGUACAGUUUAUUGAGAUCUGAGAAGUUAUCAGAGUGUCAAGGAGACAAUGACAACUCAGCUGAAUUAGUAGUACACAUGUCCUCAUAUAACAUGGUCAAUAAUCAACAGUAUCAACAGUUUAUACAGAGAUUUCCUAGUUCCACAGUACACAUGUUUUUGCAUGAGAAAACAAGUAAUAUGACAUCAGAAGGUAUGAUACAGCUUCAGAGCAUACUAAACAUGGUCCAUCCAGAUAUAUUUCCCAGAAUUCAUAUGGAAAAGCAGCAGAUGGAAAAUUAUCCAAUGGAAAAUUAUAUAAUGGCUAAACCAUUCAUGAGAUAUUCAUACAGACCUAAACUUGGAAUAUCUGACGACCUUUGUAUACCAGAUGAUAUUGGAAGUAAAAUGGUCACCAAACUUUCUAAUGAUGAGAAUUUUAUGAAGACUAUAACAGACUACAAAUCAUUAUUGUCAACUAAACAAUUAGAAAAUAACAAUUCUCAGGAUCCAGAGGUUGCAUUCUUAGGAACAGGCUCUGGGUUUCCAGGAAAAUUUCGUAAUGUCACAAGUUUUAUUAUUAAUAUUGAUGAAGAAACCAGUAUUCUAAUGGACUGUGGUGAUGGGACUAUCAAUCAGUUAUAUAUGUUGUAUGGAGAUAAGACUGAUGAACUAUUGAUAAACAUGAAAUGUAUAUAUAUCUCUCACCUACAUGCUGAUCACCAUUUAGGAUUGGCUGGUAUUUUAUUUGCCAGGAAAGCAGCAUUAGAAAGAGCUGGAAAGGAAUAUACUAAAGUUUAUCUGUUAGCUCCAAUCAGAAUUAAAAGAUGGCUUCAUGUAAUAAUUGAUAAAACACUUCAUAUGAAAUAUUAUGAAUUAAUACAGUUUGUACCUAAUGAAGCUUUCAUGAGAGAACAUUAUAGACCAGCUGAUUAUAAAGAGGAACAAAAUUCAGCAUUGUGUCAGACAGUGUUAUCAUUGCUCAACUGUAAAGAGAUUGUAGCAGUUCCUGUCAAUCAUUAUGCAUGUGCAACUGGAGUUUCUUUGGUUCAUAAUUCUGGAUGGAAAAUAGUUUAUUCAGGAGAUACAAUGCCUUGCCAGUCACUUGUAGAAGCAGGAAAGGAUUGUGAUUUGUUAAUCCAUGAAGCCACCUUACAGUCAGAUAUGGCUGAAACUGCACAAGAAUUGCAACACAGCACUGUGAAGCAAGCACUUGACAUGGGGAAUAAGAUGCAGGCGAAAUAUCAAAUAUUGACACAUUUUAGCCAAAGAUAUCAUAGAAUACCACUAAUUGAAGACAAUCCAAGCCAUAAAAGAUUUGGAUUGGCAUAUGACCUUAUGAAGGUAAAACUAAGUGAACUUAGCGUUUUGUACGAUAUGAUAAAUCCACUGAAGAAAAUUUUCCAUGAGGAUAUUGAUCUUGUGAUGCAAGUACACACAAGGAAACAGAAUAAAUCUCAGCUGAUCAAAGAAAUAUCUCAAAGUUUGUCUAAGGAAAAGAGCUGAUAAAAAAAGUAUUCAGUCCAACGACAAAGAGAAAAAAGUAAAUCAUGAAUCAUAGUAAACAACAAUAACGUGUACAGCAUGGACACUAGCAUAGUUUUAUAAGCAUAUGCAGGUAGUCUUAAAGGACAGAUUUUAAAGGCAUGUGGUUUUAUGAUGUUACAUAUUUUAUUUGCGUCAUUUGGUCAUCCUUAUAAGUUUGUUGUAACCAGUUCCAAUUGCUCAGUACAGUAGUCAGUAGAUAUUCUACGCUGCACAGAAAGUACUUGGUAAAUUGGUUACGUUAACCACUAUGACAUUUUUGUAAUUUAGUUGAGACUUUCAAUGACAAAUUGGAUGGUACUGGCAAAACAGAAAUGAAAUUUUUUGUUAAUGCUCUAUUGUUUUUUAUUUUUAUUGUUUUAUGUGAUAUUAAUAUAAAGUAUUAAAAACAA
Molecule: messenger RNA, 2887 nt
Organism: Mytilus trossulus (common blue mussel)
Lineage: Eukaryota; Metazoa; Mollusca; Bivalvia; Mytilida; Mytilidae
Product: zinc phosphodiesterase ELAC protein 2-like
Exons: 21
Coding region: 51-2456 (801 amino acids)
Biological process (GO): mitochondrial tRNA 3'-end processing
Cellular component (GO): mitochondrion
Molecular function (GO): 3'-tRNA processing endoribonuclease activity
Source: RefSeq, a predicted model, not a curated record